AUGCCUCACAGCGUCAAGCAGGACUCGUCGAACAAGCAGCACACGGUCGCCAGCUACAGCAACACGGCCGGCGCCGCCAACAACAUGGCCGGCUUUGCCAGCCAACUGGACGCGAUGCAGGCCAAGACCAUGAUGCAGGUCUGGCACGAGGAGCGGAACCCGUCUAACCUCACCUUUAGCGAGUGCACGCAGCUCCGGGGUGAGGUGAGGUCUGGUGGCGGUGGAGGUAGCAAGAAGAACGGCUCUAGGUUGGUGGGACUCUUCUCUGUGUGGCUCCCAAGACUCGAGGCACUGACGAACAAUCCGUGUGGAACCACGCACAGGCGCAAGUGAGGGUUGGAAAUAACCAACGGCCAUCACUUUCUUCUUCCUUUUCUUUUAUCUUGGCACGGGACUCCUAUGGGUGGCAGCGAUGGUUUGGGUGGUAUGUUUUCAAUUUUGCAGGGAUGCUAUUUUCGGAGGAGGCUAUUUCACUGGGAG
Gaeumannomyces tritici R3-111a-1 is the source of this 480-nucleotide messenger RNA. RefSeq lists its product as hypothetical. Lineage: Eukaryota; Fungi; Ascomycota; Sordariomycetes; Magnaporthales; Magnaporthaceae. Bases 1 to 333 code for a protein of 110 amino acids. The record is from RefSeq and is a predicted model, not a curated record. The transcript is spliced from 2 exons.